This is a messenger RNA of Trichophyton rubrum CBS 118892, 1437 nucleotides long. RefSeq lists its product as uncharacterized. The record is from RefSeq and is a predicted model, not a curated record. The coding region runs from base 1 to 1437 and encodes 478 amino acids. NCBI's taxonomy places the organism in Eukaryota, Fungi, Ascomycota, Eurotiomycetes, Onygenales, Arthrodermataceae. Gene Ontology annotation, biological process: NAD+ metabolic process. Gene Ontology annotation, cellular component: mitochondrial outer membrane. Gene Ontology annotation, molecular function: kynurenine 3-monooxygenase activity; flavin adenine dinucleotide binding; NAD(P)H oxidase H2O2-forming activity. The transcript is spliced from 4 exons.
AUGCUUCAUUCACAGAAAGUGGUUGUCGUUGGAGGUGGCCCUGUUGGGGCGUUAUCUGCGCUUUAUGCUGCUAGAAGAGGUUACCAAGUCGAGUUGUAUGAGCUGAGAGAUGAUCCAAAUUAUGGUGACCCAAAUGCUAGGCCGGAUAUUGCAGUUAUCCCACUAGCCCUCUCAGAGCGCGGUAUCAGGGCGAUCGCCAGCGCAGGUGUGCCAGGACUGCUUGAAGAUAUCCUGGACAAUUCAAGGCCAGUGUAUAAACGAAUGGUUCAUACAUGGGGAAGUCAGGGGCAGCACAUGCAAAUCCCAAUGACAUACGGGCCACAGGGACAGUGUCUUCACACUCUGCAACGAGAGAAGAUAACCAGGCACGUUAUGCUGGCACUUCUCAAAGAGCCCACAGCAAAGCUCUUUUUCAACCAGAAGCUAUCAGCAUGCGACUUCGAAAGGAAAACAGCAACUUUUGAGACGGUGACUUGGCGAGAGAAGUCCCGUUUCUCAGAACAGGAGCUGGCAAAUGCUGUCCUGGGUCAUGUGUCGUCUAUACCUAACGGAACUGGGCAAGGGUGUGAAAAUGUAUCUUUGGAGCUAGGAAAUAUAUCAAACACGAAGCGCGUGGACUUUGAUUUUUUGAUUGGAGCGGAUGGAACCUAUUCCAGUGUUCGGCAAAGUAUGAUGCGAAGCCUUGAAAUGGACUUCUCGCAGACUUACGCCAAUGCAAUGUGGUGUGACCUGAUCUUUCCUCCGGAUAAGAAUGGUCACUAUCGAAUAGACCCUAAGUGCCUUCACAUAUGGCCAUCUAACCAGAGUAUUGUUAUCGCUCAGACCGAUAUUUCGAUCAAAUGUGGGAAACUUGGGUAUAAAGACAAUGCUGUGCUCCUGGGCGAUAGCUGCCACACAAUGACUCCUUUCCACGCGAUGGGUAUGAUUACCGGCCUUGAAGAUGUGCGUGUAUUCUUCGAAGAGUUCCGUGACCCCGGGGUAUCUGCUUUGCCAGAGGCGAUGGAUAGCAAUGGCUUUGCAAAGGAGAAGCCAUUCUGUGCUCCAGGCACUGUGCAAGCCUAUACAGAGUUCAGGCUGCCUGAUAUUCACACUAUGGUCGAUUUUGCGAGUGAGCAUUACCACGAGCUCCGGAUCGGCGUUAGAUCUCGAAUCACAAGGAUAAUGAAUAUGAUUGACCGUUUUCUCGGCGGAUGGUUACCGGCUUUAGGUUGGACAACGUUAUAUGCAAGGAUUCAAUUUCAACAUGAGAGGUUCAGUGUCGUCAAGGCCAAAGAACAGAGACAGAGGAAGAUACUAGGCAUUAUUGUUGCUAGUGGUGCCAUGUUAGGUGCCAGCAUCGUCGCUGCAGGGAUCGUAUCUUUGCAACCGAGGAUCACGUCAAUGUUAUCGGUGUCCACUGCCUCUCAUUUGUCUCAAAUGUUUUCGCUGUCAGCCUAA